GGAGCAGCAGCAGCAGCAGCAGAAGCAGGAAGGAUGGGAAGAAGCAUUGGAAUCACCUUCAGCGGAGCCGCUCCUACCUUCGCUGGAAAACAUCUGUCUGGAUGAUCUGACAUCGAUUCUGACAUCAACAACGACCCCACGACUGCGCCUACUCGUCGUCCAAGGAGAGAUGGAGCUCCGGCGGUUUCUGAGGACGAUCUUGCCACGGCUACCGAGGCUGACCUGUCUUCGGAUCGAGGAUAGCUUUUCGUGGCAAAAGAUUCAUAUCAGGGAGAUCUUGUACGCAUGCCAGUCUUUAUUGAGUCUAGACUGUGAUAGUUCUGUGGCCUUGCAAUUCGAUGACGCCUUUCACCAGCAGGGUACGAUAUCCAAGGACGAAACGGCAGCGGCUGGUCAUGGUGACAACAACAACAACAACAGUAACGCAAGUAACGACGAAUGUGAGGACUCCAACAAACAUGGCAACGUCCAUCAGGCUCAGGGAACUGGAUCCGUACUACCAGCGCCAACGCCAACAUCAGGUUCCUUAUCGACAUCUGAGUCGACACAGCAGCGUCUGGAUUUACCCGCACAACAUCUCCGGAUUUUGCGUCUGCACAAGACAAGUCUCACUGAUCAAGAGCUCCUUCGCCUUGUCCAGGAAUGCCCUCAACUCCAAGAACUCUACCUUCAUCAAGACCCAGGCACAGCCCCCACAGGAGGCCAACAUUCUGUUUCUGCAGUAUCGAGCAUCUCAGGCUACACCUCCGCUGCAAGCUCCUCCUUAUUGGCCCAUCAUCAUUCAUGGAACUGGUCCACAGAGUUCGUCACGGACUUGGCAAAGUCUUGUCCGAAUUUGGUCCGCAUUCACCUCAGUCCCGGGUGUUUCCAGUCUCUGCCGGAGGAGGUUUUGCUCAAGGUUUUGGAUGCGUUUCCGAGAUUGCGUGGAUUAGGGGUGCCGUUUUCGAAGUUUGGUGAUCAGACGAUGCUGGAGAUCUUGCGGACAAGGACAGGGACAAGGACGCGACCCACACAGGCAUUGCCGCCCCUAAUGCUACCCUCGUCAACAGGGUCCGGUUACCUACCGCUGCAGGAGCCACCACGGCCUGUGGACGGAUCGCUGUACUACAGUGCACUGACGAGCCUGGAUUUGACGCAUAUCAAGGGGAAUAGAUUAUCGAAUGCGAUGCUACAGACCUCCUUCGAGCGAUCCCCUGAGCUGUUGCGCUUUUGUGGGAACGAGCAGAUGAUUGACGUUGAGGAUAUGGUCCUGCAGGACACUGGCGCGCUCCGGCCUUGGGCUUGUACCCAUCUAGAGACGCUCAUCAUCGGGUUCCGGUUUCAGAAUAGCGAUGAUCCUUGCAACAGUAGCAUGAAAGAUAUCAAAGACGACGACAUCGUUUACCAACAGCUAAGUCGUCUGACGAAGAUGCGGAAGCUCACGAUCCUCAAAGACGGGCCAACUUGCAAGUCUAGGUCAAGCUUGGGAUUGCUGGCCUCGUUGCAAGUUCUGCAGUCGUUCAUGAUCCCAAGAUGGGAUAACAACACAGGGUUGCAGACCGAGCAGUUGGAUGCGGUGCGGUGGAUGGCCAAGUCAUGGAAUUGCCUACAACAGCUUCAUCUCCCUUGGGCCGGAAACACACCCCGGACAAAACAAAUUCGCCAGUUGUUACAUGACCUCAGUCGAUCGAGCAUUGAAGUUGUACCAUCAGACGAUUGAGCAAAUAAAAAGGAUAUCAAAACCC
This is a messenger RNA of Gamsiella multidivaricata, 1724 nucleotides long. RefSeq lists its product as uncharacterized. Lineage: Eukaryota; Fungi; Mortierellomycota; Mortierellomycetes; Mortierellales; Mortierellaceae. The record is from RefSeq and is a predicted model, not a curated record. Bases 170 to 1699 code for a protein of 509 amino acids. The transcript has a single exon.